GGCACAUAAGUCCACGUUGAAGAUGGCAUCUUUGGGACUGACAUCAGUCACCAUUUCCACAUUGCGAGCCUCCAUGCAAAGCCAGUGGCUGGUCAUUGUCACCAUGAUCGCGACGCUUUCGCCGAUCGCCGGCGCGCUAGACUGCGGCGACGACGUCUUGCCAGUUCUAGCCCAAGCAUUGUCAUCGUGUGCCACUGCGGCGUUUGGCAAGUCCGACGUGUGGAACCCGUUCUUCACACUCGUCACGGAACUUCGGAAGCCCGAGUCGUUUGUCCUGGCCGACUUUUGCUCGAACAGCCUCCCAGGUUGCGCCGACCUCGUCGCGUUGAGUAAGAAUCGAUCGUUCGACUGCUCGUGCUGGCUGUACAAGUCUACCGUGAUCAACGUGUACCAGGAAGUGCCGCAGCUGUGCGCCAACAUGCAUCCCACGAGAACCAUCCAACUCUUCACGCGGAACGACAAGGUAGUCACGGUGCAGGGGCAAGCGUUGGUGGCGAGUCCUCGAUUGACUUCGUUCAACCAAACGUUUACGUUCGACCUCGCCACCCAUCGCAUCGAAAGCGACGCACUGUGUGGCCAGUAUUGUGUGGAAGCGACGCCGUCCGGACUUGAUUUGAUCUUGGCCCCGUGCGAUGACACUCAAACCAGGCAACAAUGGAUGGUCCAACCGUACUUAAACCGCGUCAAGAGCAUGCACGUUUCCAACUUGUGCCUGGCCACCGAUCCGUUUGCAACCAACUACGCGAUUCGCCUGGAAGCAUGUGAUCCGGCGUUCCCGGCGCGGCAGUUCUUCACAACGUCCGUGCCUUACGACAACGGAUGCCCCGCCGCCGAGUACGACGUCGACUACGAAGGCAACGAUCUGGAAAACCGACCGAUAGAACAGCCCAGCGCGUGCUGCCUCAGCUGCCACUGGCACCCGACCUGCCGGACGUACUCUUGGGCGGAUGGUGUGUGCUACUUCAAGAGCGCGUUCAACACGUCCAACGCGGUGACGAAACCCGGUGUGGUGUCUGGGGUCGUGACCAAAUGCAGCACGUGGUCCGAAGCGUACGACAUCGACGGGAAGGACAUUGCGUCGGUCCAGGCGCCGACCAAAGAGAGUUGCUGCAGCAUUUGCCAAGCAACGCCGCGGUGUCGUGCGAUGUCAUGGAACAAUUACCAAGGCGGGACGUGCUGGCUCAAGUCUGGCUACAGCGACUACAAGCCCGUGGACGGCGUCUGGUCUGCGUUCGUUAUAGACUGAGUGUCCCUUGUAUUUAUUGACGGUUGUAAUGAAAUGGAUGGUUAUCGCCAAAGCAA
This is a messenger RNA of Aphanomyces invadans, 1302 nucleotides long. RefSeq lists its product as hypothetical. The record is from RefSeq and is a predicted model, not a curated record. Gene Ontology annotation, cellular component: extracellular region. The transcript has a single exon. NCBI's taxonomy places the organism in Eukaryota, Oomycota, Saprolegniomycetes, Saprolegniales, Verrucalvaceae. The coding region runs from base 23 to 1246 and encodes 407 amino acids. Gene Ontology annotation, molecular function: protein binding. Gene Ontology annotation, biological process: proteolysis.